CGGAAAGGAUGAUGAUUAGCUUUGAAGGUUUGACUGGAGGAAAAUAAAUUAGUGCUGCUUUGUGAGAGAGAGAGAGAGAGAGAAGAGAGAGAUUUUAUCUGUCUUUAUUUUUCUUGGAAUUUCUUUUCUACCUUUUCCCUUUUUUUGGUUUCGGUUUCUCUCUUUUAUUUCUCUCUCUCUUCUCUUGUUUCUGUUUUGAACGCAGGGAAGAAAGAGAGAGAGAGGAAAAAGAAAAUACGCACAUUUUCCCUUUUUUUGAUUUAUUCUGUGUCAUUGUUGAGUCUCAUUUCCUAAUGUGGAUUGUGCUCUUUGUUCGGUUGAUUUGAUUGAGGGGUGAAGUAGAAGAGAUUUUCAUCUGAUUCGGAUUUUAUUUGGAUUUUUUAAAUUCUUAUUUUGUGGUGAAGAGUGUGAGAAGAUGAAUAUGAUGCGGCGGCUGAAGAGCAUUACUUCCGGCCGCUCCUCCGUUUCAGAUCCUGGUGGGGAGCCUAGCACUAUUAAGAGGGUGAAGGUGGAGCAAGAAAUCGAUCUGAUAGGGACGGUAGAGAACAGUAUGAGGGAUCCGGAGCAGCACAGCGAUGACAAUGGCACUUUAGAAGCAUCAUCUAGUAGUCAUGAUGAUAGAGGCGACAAGUCUGGCUACGAUGAACUUCCCAAGGAAAUGAAUGAGAUGAAGAUCAGAGAUGAUAAUAAGACUGGUGGUGAUAAUGAGGAGAGUGUCAAGGAUGUGGAACCGACGGUCAUCAGUGGCAACGGGACAGAAACUGGUCAGAUAAUCGUGACUUCAGUUGGUGGCCGGAAUGGGAAGCCGAAGCAGACAAUGUCGUACAUGGCUGAGCGCGUUGUUGGUACUGGUUCAUUCGGAGUUGUCUAUCAGGCGAAAUGCCUUGAAACGGGUGAAUCCGUGGCUAUAAAGAAGGUGCUUCAGGAUAGGAGAUACAAGAACAGGGAAUUGCAGAUAAUGCAGUUACUUAGCCACCCAAACGUCGUACAGCUGAAGCAUUCCUUCUAUUCUACUACGGAGAAGAACGAGGUGUACCUAAAUGUUGUUCUCGAGUUUGUACCAGAAACUGUUUAUCGGGCUUCCAGGCACUACAGCAGAGUCAAUCAGUACAUGCCUGUCUUCUAUGUGCAACUCUAUGUAUACCAGAUAUGCCGAGCCCUAAACUACAUUCAUAGAGUUAUUGGAGUCUGUCACCGGGACAUUAAACCACAGAAUCUACUGGUUAAUCCUAACACGCAUCAGCUUAAGAUCUGCGAUUUUGGGAGUGCAAAGAUGUUGGUACCUGGUGAACCAAAUAUCUCGUACAUCUGCUCCCGGUAUUAUAGGGCUCCCGAGCUCAUCUUUGGAGCUACAGAAUACACGACUGCAAUUGAUAUGUGGUCGGUUGGCUGUGUUAUGGCUGAGCUACUCUUGGGGCAGCCUCUCUUUCCCGGGGAGAGCAGUGUCGAUCAGCUGGUUGAAAUAAUCAAGGUUUUGGGAACUCCAACGAGGGAGGAAAUCAAGUGCAUGAAUAGAAACUACACUGAAUUCAAAUUCCCUCAGAUUAAAGCCCAUCCAUGGCACAAGGUAUUUCACAGGAGAAUGCCAGCUGAGGCAGUGGAUCUCGUGUCGAGGCUUCUCCAAUAUUCUCCGACUCUACGUUUCACAGCUUUGGAGGCUUGUGCACACCCUUUCUUCGAUGAGUUGAGAGCACCAAACGCGUUCUUACCAAACGGGCGGCCACUGCCUCCUCUGUUCGACUUUUCACCCGAAGAACUGGCUGGUGCACCUCGCGAGCUGCUGCAACGGCUCAUUCCAGAACAUUCGAGGAAGCAAGCUUCGUAAAACUAGGAAGAAGACGAAGGUCCGUGAUUGACACGACGGUUGAUUCUGUUGAAGCACGAUGGAAAUCCUCUCCUUGAAGUGGUGCUGAAGCAGAGUUUGUGUAUGGAUAUAUAUGCAGAUAUAUAUAUAUAUAUAGAUGUCCAGUUUGCAGGUGUCCACCUAGUUGAUGGAGGCUUGCAAACUGGAGACGGUUUUAUUAGUUUAUUUCUUUUGUAUUUAGUUCUUUUUUUUUGUUCAAAUUUUUGUUUCUAAUAAAAAGAAUGAGAAUCCAUUUUGCGUUUU
Salvia miltiorrhiza (redroot sage) is the source of this 2107-nucleotide messenger RNA. RefSeq names its product shaggy-related protein kinase alpha-like. Bases 416 to 1825 code for a protein of 469 amino acids. Gene Ontology annotation, cellular component: cytoplasm. The record is from RefSeq and is a predicted model, not a curated record. Gene Ontology annotation, molecular function: ATP binding; protein serine/threonine kinase activity. Gene Ontology annotation, biological process: protein phosphorylation; signal transduction. The transcript has 13 exons. NCBI's taxonomy places the organism in Eukaryota, Viridiplantae, Streptophyta, Magnoliopsida, Lamiales, Lamiaceae.